Molecule: messenger RNA, 1374 nt
Organism: Andrographis paniculata
Lineage: Eukaryota; Viridiplantae; Streptophyta; Magnoliopsida; Lamiales; Acanthaceae
Exons: 2
Coding region: 204-674 (156 amino acids)
Source: RefSeq, a predicted model, not a curated record
UUGUUAUUACAAUCAAUUAAUUCGACAUAUCGAUCAUGCAAACGAAGCAGUUGGAAUUCUCUUUUCUUCUCCUCCUCCUCUACAAAAGUGAUUCGUCAGUGAAGUGAAUAAGAUUAACUAACUUGAUCGAUUGAGGUGUAAGUAAUUAAUUUAAGUAUUAAUAGAUAGAUACAGACAGAUCUGAUCGAUCAUCGAUCGAUAAGAUGAGUUCUAAAACAUCAGUGGCGAGGUUUGAGAACAGAUUAAUUUGCGGAGCGAGUGUGCGACUCCGGUGCCGGUACGUGAAGGACGUGAGAAGGAACCUCUGGUACUACGGCAACCUCAGCUGUCGGAUCCAACCCGGUCGCUGUGCAGACGUCGCCUCCACCUUCUUCCUCGACGAGUGGCUGCGGGAGAAGAAGGGCCAGCAGUUCGCCUUCACCGUUGACGACGACGACGUCGCGGUGGUGGCGCCGCCGCCUCCGCUGGUGUUGGAGCAUGGCGACUUCCUUAAUCUCAUGGGCAAGCACGUUGCCAUUCAGAUCAGGGACGAUAAUCUUCAACUUGAACUGAUCGAAGUACUUGACGCCGUGCUUCCGCCUCCUGCAGCUGACGAUGAAAUCAAUUACCAGUGGCGGUGGUGGUGGCGGACGUCCUUUGGGGUUUGCUAUGGUGCCCGUCAAAACCAUAAAUGACAAACUCCAUAUGAUAUAGUUUACACUAUUUGGGCUCCGCCCAUUCACGUCUCUAAGGUCCUGGGCCUUCUGGCCCAUAUACCUAUAUAAAUAUACACGUAUACAUCUUACCAUCCUCACUAUCACUUUGCCCUAGCCUCACCGCCGUCUUCAUCCUUUUCCGGUUACGAUUUCCUCUACGCAGAGAGCACUCUUCCGCCGCUGCAUCCACCGUCAAUCGAUCUUCCGUACGCUUCGUCUCACUGAACUGUGCACGUUUCUCACGAGGUUAUUAGAAUCGCUCCUGCUCCGGUCUCCGUACCGGAGAUUCCUUCACUCAACAUCAGUUGUCUUUGCUUACGCGCACCUUCAAUUCGUCUUUGUCUAUUCUAUCAUCUAUUUUCCUUAGGAGGUUACUUUGUGAAUCCAGUUUGAUGUGAUCACGGACGAAUUACUUCAAUUUCAUCACACUUGUGUCAUGUGUGCCACUGGUUUACUCACUCGAGGCUGAAUUUGUAUGUGCUUAUCACCCUUAAUUAAUUACUUAAUUAAGCUAUAUAUAUAUAUGUGUGUAUAUACACGAAGUCGGCGGUGAGUGAGCGAGCGAUGAUAUGUAUGAUGACAAUGUACGUACAAUGUAUCUAAUACUAAAGCAGAAAAAUGUCAUGUCGUGUAUUAUAUAUAUACACAUUUUUUUUUUCUUAUAUAUAUAAUGUUGAAA